Bombus pascuorum is the source of this 6608-nucleotide messenger RNA. It is a transcript of the gene bma, whose product is annotated as SCY1-like protein 2. Lineage: Eukaryota; Metazoa; Arthropoda; Insecta; Hymenoptera; Apidae. The transcript has 18 exons. Gene Ontology annotation, biological process: protein phosphorylation. The coding region runs from base 1382 to 3946 and encodes 854 amino acids. Gene Ontology annotation, molecular function: protein kinase activity; ATP binding. The record is from RefSeq and is a predicted model, not a curated record.
UCCGGUCCGGUGUCCCGUGACCCACAGCUACCUGCAGUCUGCAGCUACCAAACCUAUAAUUUCCAGGCAGAGGCUUACACCCUGGCCAGAGCCGGAACCAAGCUGGAGCCGAGGUCGUGGGCAAAGCCAUAGCUCAGCCGGGAUCGGAGGGCGCGCAUGCGUCUUUUUAUUAUUUUCUUGCGACUUUCUCGUUCUCCUAUUGAAUGCCGACAACGUUAAUUCGCACGUCGCGACGACGAUGACGACAACGACGACGACAACGAAGACAACGACGACGUCGACGAUGACGACAACGACAACGACGAUGACGACAACGACAAAGACGAUGACAACAAUAACGAUGAAGAAGACGAUGAAAACAAGAAGAAGAAAGAGAUUGAAAACGUACACGGUAUCAACGUUAUCGGCUAUCGUGCGAAUAUCACCUUACAUCGUUAUUGCUACUAGCAAAAAUAGAAGACAAAAACAAAGAUGGGAACGAAGACGAGAACAGGGUUAGAAUUAGGGACAAGGACAAGAUCAGCAGCAGCAACAGUUAAAACAAGAAACGACGACUACUACGUGGUCGGUGGUCACGACGAAAAGAAAACAAAGAAACAGAAUCAAAACAAAACCAAAAUGAAUAAGACGAAGAAAGGAAGAAAUAAAGAAAUUUGGGUAAAAGAGAAUAAUCUUAGUGGGACGGUUGUCGAGAUGUGCAAUAUCGGAAGCGAAGCGCAGGAAGAAUAGUUUAGAGAAAUGCGAAGGAUCCGAUUAUCGGUAGCAGUGUUGAAAUUUAUAUCUGUGUCGGUGGUGAUGCAGCCACGCGUCAAUCGUGGCCGACUGUUCCUUUGGAUUGCUCGCGCGAGGAUCGCGCGGCGCGCGCGUGCUCCGAGCCACCGCGCAUCGCGCAUUACCCUUCUUUCAGUUUCUUCAUGCUUAUAGUGCUUCUAUACGCGGUACGCGAUUCCCGUUGUCGUCGGCAACAGAGGAUUGCCUACGAAGGUACAAGGUGGUAAAUCGAUAAGGAGUUGCGUAAGGAGAAACGAGAGGAGCCGCGAGACGAAUUUACGAGAGAAAGAAAAAGACUGUGAAUGGGCAGAUUAGUAAAAAUGUUGCUCUUGGAAUACCAGUUGAUGUAUAUCGAUCGUUGCACACGCAGAAUAAUCGAUUAAAUCACCGCCAUUAUUGUCAUCGUCGUCGUUGUCGUCGAUAUUGACUCGCGAUAGCGAGUAAAAAUGUAUCGAUCUAAGAAUACGUUUGUGCUUGAUAGUCCAGCAGGUGUACCCGUGGGAGAAGCAAGUGACUGGAAGAGGAUAAUUGAAAGUUGAGAAAUUUGGCCGGAGCGAAGCGAUUAAACAAGGUGAUUCGAUGAACAUUGAAGAUUAACGCGAAAGUCGUUAUGUUUGCCAAGUCAAAAAGCAGUGGCUCGACACCGAGCGUAAUACUUCCGAAUCCCCUUCAAAAUUUAUACGAAGUCGGUAAACAAUCGGCUACCGCGGGCCCCGAAAACGCUUGGCGCAUAUACGACGGAUACACGAAAACCGAUCGAAAGGAAGUGUCGAUAUUUUUCUUUGACAAAAGAUCGGUUGACAAGCUGCACAAACCGAAACGAAAGGAGACCGUGACGGAAAUUUUACGGAAUGGAGCACGACAAAUGGAACGAUUCUCUCAUCCAAAGAUAUUACAAGCGUUCAAGGUGGAGGAAUGCGCGGAUAGUUUGGCAUUCGCGACGGAACCAGUGUUGGCUAGUCUUGCCAACGUUUUAGCCUAUCAGGAGCAACAAGCGAAUAACGUUGGUCAAUCGUCGAGUAACGUAACGAAACAAACUUCCUCGGUCGCUGGUCAUCGUGCAACGUACGCGAAAGAAUACGAGUUGCUCGACAUAGAAAUCAAAUAUGGGUUGUUGCAGAUCACGGAGGCUCUGCUUUUUCUUCACGGAACCUGCAAAGUUCUUCAUAGGAACGUUUGUCCUGCCAGUAUUAUAAUAACCAAAAGAGGUACUUGGAAAUUGUCAGGGCUCGAAUUUAUCGAAAAAGUUAACGAAGUACCGAUGAUACCAUUGCAACCUUGGACUAACCGCAUGCCAAAAAUGACGCAGCCGAAUCUCGAUUACAUAGCUCCGGAAGUGCAGCAAAAGAAAGUGGGAGGCUUCUACAGCGAUAUGUACAGCUUUGGUAUGACGAUAUGUGCGAUUUUCAACCAAGGACGCCCGUUGAUUCAAGGAAAUCAUAGUUGUUCCGAGUACCUGAAACAGCUGGAAAACCUGAAAGAACAAGUUGAGGUUAUACUACCUCUAGUUCCUCUUCCGCUACGAGAAGCUGUUUCCCGACUGUUACACGUAGAUCCAGAAAAGAGGCCGACCAUUCAAGUUUUAUCCAUGAUUAAAUAUUUUCAAGACCCACCGGUAUAUGCGCUUCAGUUUCUUGACGUUAGCAAAAUGAAAGACGUAUUGCAGAAAGAGCAUUUUUAUACGACUACUUUGAAAGGAAUAUUGCCUUAUAUACCAAGGAAACUUUGGUAUCAACAUAUCUGGACGUAUUUACAAACUGAGUUGGAAAGUCAAGAAGUGCAAUCGGCUGUACUACAACCGGUACUUUACAUCGUACAGAAUAGUACACAAGAGGAGUACGAUCAAAUUGUAUUUCCAUCGUUACGGUCGCUUUUUUCGAAUCGGAAAUCGAUUCAGGGUACGGUAACGCUGUUGGAAAAUUUGCAUUUGAUAUUAAUGAAAACAUCUCGAGAAUAUAUAGAAGGUGAAGUACUUCCAAUGUUAUACACAUCUUUCGAGAAUUCAACUACUCAAGUACAGACCGCAGCAUUCGUAGCUGUAUCGAACGUGACCGACUACAUAGACGAUGAGUCCGUUCGAAAUAUCGUACUGCCGAAACUCCUUCAAGCGUUUGAAAAAAAUUUAAUAGAUUCCCGAGUACUUAUGAACGUGAUCCCCUGCAUUUUAAAUCGGUUGGAGAAGCAGAAAAUCAUCGAUUGCAUCUUACCGUUGUUGUUCAAUGUAAAGCUUCAAGAACCGGAGAUAAUCGUUCGGGUUGUACAGAUUUACAGAUUGAUGUUAACCGACAAAAAGUACGGACUUUCGGUCAGCUGGAUGGCUACUCGAGCGAUGCCUUCUUUGCUACCUCAUACUAUCAACCCGGCACUGACUCUUGACCAAUUUGAAUUACUUCUCAAGGUGUUACAAGAUAUGCUGAAUCACAUCGAAAGGAAUCAAAGGAAUCAGUUAACCCUGGACAAUCUGUCGUUGUCGAGCCCGGAACGAUAUCGAAGUUUACGGCAUCAACAUAGUACGGAUAAUAUGUACGUCGCGCCUUUCAACAUACCAAACUUACGGAUCGAGCAACGUAAAACUUCUUCGGCCGAAGACAUGGCUCGGAAAAACAGCACAAAUUCGAUGUCGUCGACGGUUUCGGCGGAAAACAUGGCGAGGAAGAACUCGAUGAUAACCAUGUUCAGAUGGUUCUCGUCCUCGAACAACGACAACAGUAAUUUCUUGAAAGUGGCGAAUACCUUUACGAGCAGGCGGUUAUCGGACAACACUCUGAUGACACCGAAAAUCCGGGUAGCACCGUCUUGCGAAAGUUCUCCAGGUGUUACACCCGGCGAUGGAUUACCAAUCCGGCGCCAUUCGAGUACCGGCCCUCAAGAUCGACGAGGAUCUAAUAUAAAUUUAUCGCCUCCCUUGGGUGGAGGAAUGCCGAUUACCAGUAGCAGUGUGCCAUACUUGGUUAGUUCAAGCAUGAACAGUAUACGAGGUUCGAGGCGUCCGUCCGUUUCUUCGACGUCUUCUCAGCAAGGGACCGGACUUCUACAGCAGGUUGGCUCCAGCAUGGUAAGACAACAACCCCCCAUCUGCCUCAACCUCAAUGGACUACCACCACCACCACCACCACAACCACAACCACCAACACUUUCUCCAUUACUCCAGCUACCGGGACAGCCUUUCCACUGACCCUUCGUUACAGCUGCAGCUACCAAUUCUUCAACAAACAGUUCGACGCUUGAACCGUGACCUUCGUAGGAUACCGCGUACCCAUUGUCAUAACGAACAAUUGGUUACUAGUUACUAAUUGCUAGUUACUGAUGGUUACCGUCCGCGCGACACGACGCGACGCAGUCAAGGUAAACAGCAGCAAAUAAGAAUAAUUUGAUAGGGAUCUCGUUGAAGUUGGAGAAAUGGCUUUUGGUUGAUCGAUCUCGUUACAUCAUCCUAUGUAUGUACCUAGUCGUAUCGUACGUACGUCGAAUAACUUUUACUCUUGAGAUGGAUAUACUUGGACCUAAAAUCUAUCGGUCAUCCGUAGAAACGUAGUAGCACGAGUAAGGACUUUGAUUUCUUGCAGAAAAUAUCGAUUUAUUCGAGACCUUCUAAAGUGGCCUAAUCCCAUAAGUAAAACAUAGUUGUCAAUUUGUCUGUGUAAUCGUUUAAGACAUUCUGAAAAAACACGAACGAAUGUGUUUAAUACGUGGCCUAUCGUUGCACGUAGAGUCGGUGCAGUUGAAAGUAACGCGAGCUUCCGACCAAGUGGCGAAAGUAAAUGCGUUUUAAAAGGCGCUCCAAAAGAGAAAAGCAUUUUUCCAUGCAUGUUCCCGCAAGUACAAUCAAAUUUAAUUACGUAACACGAUGCGUGAGUCAUCUCGACUAUUCCAAGUCAAUUAUAGGUAAUACUAUCAAUUUCUUCAUGUUAUGCAUCCGCUUUUUCUCUAAAUUUCACUUCUUGUAAAUGUAACGUUGAAAGCGAAAAUUUAACUGCUUUCACUACCUGGAAAAUAAUAACAGGUUAUCUCGUUGUACAUCGUUUCGAGAAAAGUAACUUCAUUUAUUCUCUUAUUACUAGUAAGCAAACUUAUCGUUAUUUGCAUUCGCUUAUGGCGGAGGAAAAACGUACGCAAACAACGUAACAAACGUCGAUGAAAAAUAGGAACACGUUGUAUAGGAUAUAAAUUGUGUGUUGCAAUCUGAUAAAAGCGAUUGAGAGUUGGAAAAUUUAGUUUGUGUAAAAGUGUCGUGCAAAAAUGUCAGAUGUUGCAACUAGGUGUAUUUCGAUGCACAUGUAUACAUAUCAAACAUGCAUAGUUGUACGCGUGAUAGCUUAAAUAUCUCCACUUUGGCGACGUUUCCUCUCCUCGAUCGCGUUGGAAGUUUGUUUGUUGAAUUCUCGAUAAAAAGUAUAUUGUUAUAGCAUAUUUUGGAACGUAUGCAGGUGUGUGCGUGUGUAGUGUACGAGACGAUAUGCGUAGAAUCGUGAAAAUGUAAGAGAAUGGAAAAACGGAGAAGAGGAUAAAUAUGUUAACGUUAACGUAAGAGUUAAACGUAAGAGUACUUAGGAACGUAAUAGCAGGCAAAUCGCAGGAGACUGGCUGCUUUUCUGGAUAAUGACGCGGCACUAGAAAACAAAGUGUCCUUAAGAUUCGCGCUAAGAACUAGUUUUCGUUCGCUAGAUCACGAUCUGCGUGAUCAGAAACGAAUAGUAUCGUUGAGAUAGAACUGCGUGGACAAUCUUGGGCAAUUUUCGGCAAUCUUGGACAAUCUUGGUCAAUCUUGGACAAUCGUUGACAAUCAUCAUCGAGAUCGAGAACUCGCGAAAAAGUUGACGCCACUUUUAAACCGAAUUCCAUUGAAUUUUAUUGGCCGGAAUGAUGUUUGCGUCCCUGCGAAUCAUCUCUUAAUAAUUAAUUGGCGGAAUUGUAAUUGUGGAAAACAUUUGUUCGUGUAAUAUCGCUUCGGCCAUCAUCGGUUUAUCGGCGAAAAAACGAGUCUCACGAUCUCACGUAUUCCAAGUAUCGCGACUGUAUCGUACAAACAGAAAAUGACAAUCAUAUUCGAUUGCGGAGCUACGCCGAAUAUUGAAAUUUUCCAAUUCUAGAACGUAAAUUUCUUUGACCUGUCGUGUGUAAGUAAGUAAGUACCUGUCGUCGAUCGAUAAUGUCGACCGUAUUAUUCUUCCCAUCGAAUGUUUUCCUUCGUCCACUUUGUCGUGUUGUUUGUCGCUUCUUCCAUUUUUCACCUAUAUUCCCUUCUCUUUAUUUCUUCCAUCCUUCUUCCUAAAGUCUAUUCUAUUCCACUUUGACCGUUCCGAUUUUACGCGGUGAACGGCUGUGAACCGUUUAAAAGUUGAAACGAUCAUACACCCCUUUUCGAUGCAGACGAAAGCGUGACAAUACCGUGGGGUGACUGUGAGACUGAGGAACUGUCGCGAGUGUAUUGCUACUUAUUGUUAGAUACGAUACGAUACGAUAUACCAGUAACGGUUGAGAAGAAACGGGAUCUCGUGGUAGGCAUGUAUCGAAGAUCGACUGCAUCGAAAUCUAACGCGAGCAAUUCGCCGUUUACGAUCAAUUACGAUGUUCCCAUUGUCAUUAUUGUUAUCAUUGUAUUCUGUAAUUUUCUAUGUGUAAAUGCGAAUACACGCAACGAGUAACGUGCUCAAUAGAUUUCCUAUCGAGAUUAGGUGUCGAAUGCGAUCGAUCAUUCUCCGUGAUAUCUUUCGCAACCGACUUCCUUUCUCGACUAACUUUAGUCCGUUCUUCGAUCGUCCGUUCUCGUUAUUAAAUAUGUAUAUUUCGUGUAUCUCUUUCGAAGGAUGUACCAUAAUAAAAACGAUGCUACUUGA